Molecule: messenger RNA, 2003 nt
Organism: Oncorhynchus tshawytscha (Chinook salmon)
Lineage: Eukaryota; Metazoa; Chordata; Actinopteri; Salmoniformes; Salmonidae
Product: RNA-binding Raly-like protein
Exons: 7
Coding region: 265-906 (213 amino acids)
Cellular component (GO): nucleus
Molecular function (GO): RNA binding
Source: RefSeq, a predicted model, not a curated record
UCCACCCCCGCUGCAGAGGGACAGAUGGUACAUACUGUUGGUGCUGCUCUAACUGCUCUGUCAUUGAUUCAGUAGUAACACAGUCGUCAGUCCACAGCCUGCCUGCCUGCAGAGAGAGAGCCAAAACAGGAAGAGAGAAAGAGAGGACACAAGGAGAGAAGUGAAGAGAGUGAUUGUGAGAGAGAGAAGCAGGGAAAGCGUCCAGCCAUCUUUCUGUCUCCAGUCUGAAAGCCACAGACGCCCUCUUUGUUUGGCGUCCCUGAUAUGACCCUGUUCAAAAGUGAGCACCACCGCAGCCCACGAUACAUUAGCAUGAGUGGAGAGCUGAAGUCCAGCCGUUCCAAGACCGGCAGCAAGAGACCCAGCAGCAAUCCAUAUGGAUCUGAUUAUGACCUGGACUAUGAGUGCUAUCAGGAGGACCUCUAUGACAGGAUGUAUGACUACCAGCGUGUGCCAGCUUCCCUACCUCCCCUGUCCCAGGGACCUAGCCUGGCCAAACGACCCCGCUCCUCCUCCACUUCCUCUGGGCACAGACGCAGCCGAGACAGGCCCCCCUCCAAGAGCUCCAGAGCCCACUCCACCAGCUCCAACAGGGCCAAGUUGAGAAUGGAGGAGCUGCAGGUCAUUAAGAGGGAGCUGACUCUGAUAAAGACACAGAUUGACGGGCUGCUUGACAACCUGGACAGGAUGGACACACAGAGGCAGGACCACACAGGGUCUCCCGUGAGGGAGGGCAGCCUGGCCGGGUCACCGUACUCCCCCUCCGCCAGCAGUGGUGAGCGCUCCCCCUCCCCCCUGUCCCCCCCACGCCGCUGCAUCCAGAGAGAGAGCCCCGAACUGGGGGAGGCCAGCGACGAUGAUCACACGAUGAAUAACCACAGCUCUGACCCUGAGGACGAGAUGUGAGGAUGGAAACAGAGAAGAAACGGAGGAGCGUCAGAUAUAGAGGAAGAGAAUAUCUGUCUUGUCAAGAAGUUACCAUGCCAACAACUGAUUCAGAGGCCCCACUCCUGUCGAACCAACCAGUUACAUUGUAUUCUACAUCCACAUAUACAUCAAACAGAAAUACACUACUACACACACCACUUUGUGUUCAGAGUUAGCCUCUUUAGGUUCUAAAUCAUCUAUUCCUCCUCUCUCUGUCUGGUAAGGGCAGAUAUUGUAUGUGUGAACAGCACACACACACAGACACACAGGCACACACACACACACACUGUAAUUACAGUUUAUCAGAAAUCAACUCCAUGUAUCUCCCUUGGCUAUUCCCCACUGAGAUCAGCUCACCACACCACACACACACACACACACACACACACACACACACACACACAUUUUAUCUGUAGAGUGUAAUUAUUAACCAGAACAGGAAGGUGAAAUAAUUUCCAUAUUUAUAAUUUUCUUACGCUCUUUUUAGCACGUCUUCAUAUUUUCCUGAAUAACAUUCUGAUUACCAAUCCGUAUAAAUUUUACCUGCAUAUUGAGAGACUGUUUUUAAAAGAAAAUGAGCAUACUAUAGAUAUCGCAAUCAUAAUUUUUCAGUAUCAUAUCACUACCAGAGCAUGAAUUCAUCAGUUUAUACUUGUCCAUCAGUUAAAAUCCCCCCUUAUGUCUGUGUAAUGUUAUCUCCUGCUGUAUUACUACCUGUCUGUAUUAGGUAUGAGGAGACAGAAGCCCAUCUCUUCCUCUAUGUACCUGGCGCUAUGAGCUGAGGAGAGGCCCCGGCCCGGUCCAUGUGUAAUAUUGUGUAUUACUGUAAAACUUUACUGUAUUAGGUCAGCUGUACGAUUUUAAUCCAUCAUUUUGUUUUAGGGUUUUUUAUUUGUUAAUGUUUUUUAAAGCGAGAAGAAAACAAUAAUUGUUUUAUUAUAAUUCUAGUGGUGUUAGAUGUUUUGUUAGUUCUGUUUGCAUUCAUGACGAAGCCAAGUGGAAACACUACUCACACUGUCACAGUAGUAAAGGUAUUUUCAUAUUGAUUAAAAACACCUCUGGGAGUGUUUUCUUUA